This is a messenger RNA of Saccoglossus kowalevskii, 2427 nucleotides long. RefSeq lists its product as uncharacterized. NCBI's taxonomy places the organism in Eukaryota, Metazoa, Hemichordata, Enteropneusta, Harrimaniidae. Gene Ontology annotation, molecular function: acyltransferase activity, transferring groups other than amino-acyl groups. The record is from RefSeq and is a predicted model, not a curated record.
CGACUUCAGUUUUGCCGGUUGGGACCAUGACAAAAUGUAGUGACUGUUCAGAGCGAGGUAAAGUUUAUUCAUUUGUUACUGUAACGUCGUGUAUAAAUGACUCCGUGCAUACCCUGCGAUUUAUUUGAAAACAGAAGACAAUUGUAACAGCAUUUGCUCGAUGACACUGACUGGGUCACCCGAGAAACUUACACAACUUGAAAUUAUCUGCGGAAGUUACGUUCAGCUCCAGUACAUCGGAACCGCCACUAACACCAUACAAUCAGUACAAUGGCGAGUAGCGAUAGUUACGCAACGAUCACAAGUACUCUAUCUAGCGUGAAAUUCCAACAGAGAAAGGUCAAGAACGGUAAAAAUGACAAGACAAAAUCUAAAAAGAAGACCUCCAACAUGGAAUGUACGCCAGUCGUUGUUGAUUUUCGUCGUUUGUUUCAAAGCUCCAAGAGUUCCCUCGAUGUUAUACCAGGGGUUUCAAAUAAGCACCUACUACACACUGUAGUAGCUUUAUAUGAUAACAGUCUGCCAGACAUUACUCCAGAAGUGUUAUACGCAACAGUGUGUGAUAAAUGGGCCAGGACAUUAUUACUUCUCAGGGACACUCAAGAUGUAAUAGCUGAGAUAAAUAGCCGAGAAUUUGAUAAGAAAGAGAAAAGUGAGCAAGAACCCAUUGUGAAUGGAGACAUAGAGAAAGAUGAUAAGGAGGAGAAAGUUGAAAAGGAGGACAAAGAAGAAGAAGCACGUGUCGGUAGAUUUGCUGAUGUCUUCAGUGAUACUGAUAGUGAAGAUGAAGAAGACGAUGAUAGUGAAAGUGAGGAAGAAGAUUACUCUGAAGGCAUUGGGGAUUUUUUAAAAGUUGUGAGAAAAAGAAGGAAAAACAGAAACUCCAGGAAAACACAUGAUCAAGAUAUUCAGCCAGAGUUUGUGGGAAUUGAAAAUAGACUGGUUGGGUGUGCAACAUGGGAAAAGUCACAUGUGAGACCCGGCGAAAAAAUAAUCCAGAUUGAUUUAUUAGUUGUGAGGAAAAGAUACAGAAAGUGGGGAAUUGGCAAAUAUUUACUGCAGAGCAUGAAAGACACAUCACUGGUCGGUUUAUACGAUUCAAUAGUAGUUUACGCGGACCAUUCUGCGAUGGAUUUCUUUGCAAACUAUGGUUUCAGUGAUGAUUAUGUCCUUAAUAGUAAAUAUAAAGAAAUUGCUGAUAACUGGACAAAUAGUACUUUAAUGUGUUACAUUCCACCAUUUACAACCCAGACAGUGCUUGGUGAAACAGACCAUGAAUUCGAUCUGAAACUGUUGGAUCUUGAAAUGCAGAAAUGGUCAGAAAGAAGCAAAGAGGCGUACCAGGCACAGUAUGCAUGCAUGGCUAGAAUGAAGAAUGAAGUCAUCGCUCUCAAAGCAUUGGCCGCUUCACAACAAGACGUCAUAUCAUACCUACAGAGUGAAGUCACAAAUUUACAGAGAUCCAAAUUCAAAAUGGAAAAAGAAUUUCUACAAUACCGGUUGUUGACAUUAAAGACAGGACUCUCAAGCUCGUUAAGUGGGGUUCUUGCUGAUGCAUAUGCAGACGAUGAGAGUGGCGAAGGUUUAAUUAGUGAUCUUGAGAAACAAGUUGAUGUCUUGAAAAUAGCCAAGAAACACAGCGAUGACAAUCACAUACUUGCGAAUGAGAGUCACAUUGUGUCCUCUAUCGGUGAUAAUGCACAACAGUUAUCAGUUUACCAAAAUGACGAUGGUGAUAAUGACACGGAUGAGGAUGAGGAAGAGGAAGAUGACGAGGAGGAGGAGGAUGAAGAUGAGGAGGAGGAUGAAGAGGAGGAGGAGAAGGAAGAAGAAGAGGAGGAAGAUGGUGAUGAUGAAGAUGUUAAUGAUGAUGUGUUGUAUUCUCCCAAUGAUUGGGAAGUCAUGGAAGAAUUCAAAAUCGGCAUGACAACAGAUGAGAGAGUGGAGCAGGAUUGUGAAAUUACUUUGUUAACAAAGGCCAAUUUAACACUGAGUGCAAAGUCAAUAUUUAAGAGUAGAAUAAACAGUUUAGUAGAUCCAAGCAUGUGUACAAGACUUUACUACUGUGGAAGCUUAGAAAGACCAUAUAGGACACAAUUCAAUCUCAAAAAUGGAUUCUCAGAGCAAGAUUUUUCUCAUGGUAAAUAUGGAGUUGGUUUAUACUUCUCUCAGUAUCCGUAUAAAGCUGCUCAGUUCUCUGAACUUGGAAAAAUAUUAGUUGCCGAGGUUGGUCUUGGUAAAACAGAAACUGUUAUCAACAAGGAAGUGACUCGAUGUAAACCUCCGGAAGGAUACGACUCAAUACUGACUCCUGGGCGUUUAUCACGUGGUAUAGGCGAUCUAUCAAGUGGACCAUGCCAGGAGUAUGUGGUGUUUCAUGCCUCGCAAGCAUUGCCGCUUUACCUCAUAGAGUACAAAAUGGUGUGA